AUGCCCUCCGCCAGCCGCGCCGUUAGACUUUUACGAGAAGCGCAGGGGACAGAGAGGUAUUACUGCGACUACCAGGACUGCAGUCGCUGCAUCAACCCUUUCUUUGGCAAGGAUCACUUCCGUGACCACCUCCGGAUCUACCACAGAGAGGAUGUUCUCCGCCGCCCGGGCGGGCGCGGUGGUGAUAGGACCUGGUGGAAGACCCGCGCGCCGUGUGUCAUGCUUGGCGGUUGGUGGCGAUGCAGCUGGUGUCUUGUCCGGGUCGAGCAGGCGCGUCACCAGUUUGUCUGUCACGCGUGCGGGCGCGCUUGCGAGACGGAGCGGAAAUAG
This is a messenger RNA of Dichotomopilus funicola, 330 nucleotides long. RefSeq lists its product as uncharacterized. NCBI's taxonomy places the organism in Eukaryota, Fungi, Ascomycota, Sordariomycetes, Sordariales, Chaetomiaceae. The record is from RefSeq and is a predicted model, not a curated record. The transcript has a single exon. The coding region runs from base 1 to 330 and encodes 109 amino acids.